This is a messenger RNA of Gamsiella multidivaricata, 1495 nucleotides long. RefSeq names its product transcription initiation factor IIF, beta subunit-domain-containing protein. Gene Ontology annotation, biological process: transcription by RNA polymerase II; transcription initiation at RNA polymerase II promoter. Bases 212 to 1336 code for a protein of 374 amino acids. The transcript is spliced from 4 exons. The record is from RefSeq and is a predicted model, not a curated record. Lineage: Eukaryota; Fungi; Mortierellomycota; Mortierellomycetes; Mortierellales; Mortierellaceae. Gene Ontology annotation, cellular component: transcription factor TFIIF complex.
CGACAAGCCACUGCUUCUCUCGGUGCGCAGAGCAUGAAACGGAAGAUGGGCUUUAAGCUCCUUAUUGUUGCAUCUUUCGAACGCCUUCAAUUGUGUUGGUGCAGCUUGUGGCCGUGUAUACACCGAACCCGGCCGUUUCCUAGGAACAUCAUCCUACCUUUUUUCUCAUUGCUUUCAUUCUUCAGUUACUUCACAUUCCUGCUGGUUUACAAUGUCUGACAACGAACACGGACUCUCGCGCAAGCGUCCCGCAGAUUUUGAAGAACUUUUCGAAGACGGAGGAGACGCAAAGGAGAACUUUGAGGACGAAGAUGAAGUGAUUGACGAAGACGGCAACGUUGUUGGUGAUUUGGAUCUUUCCAAAGCAGGAACACAGGCAUGGCUGGUCAAGAUCCCAAAGUUCCUGGCCGAUAGAUGGGCUACAGUCAAUAAGGAUGGCGUCGAUCUCGGUAAAGUCAGGAUAUUCAACCAAACAAACCCCAACGAUCCAGAUUCUGCACCAUUUCAACUACUUCUUCCAUCGGACGACAUCACAACAAAUCUUCCAAAGACAUACACGCUUAAGAUGAAUCCUAGUCAGGUCACAAACACCUUUGUCUUCACAGAACCCACAGGACCUCAUCCAAAACCACCCCAUGCACCUGGAUAUCCCACAGGAAAAGCAACCUCUCUCUCGGCCACGAUCAAGCACGAGUGCACAGUUACGCCGCAGCAAACAACUGAGUAUCGCGAGAUUAUGAGAGAGCGCAACAUUGAGGCUGCCAAGAAAGGAGGCCGAUCAGUUCAGAUUCUAACAAAUGAAAACAACAGAGCCGAUCCCUCAGGCGGUCGUAGUGGCAUGUUCUUGCCCGGUGUGGGUAUUCGUAAUGGUUUCAUCCAAAAGAAGCCGAAGGUACAACCAGAUCAAAAGACGACGCGCAUGCCCAGGAAUGAGCUUGUGGAUAUGCUGUUUGCGGCGUUCGAGCAGUAUCCUUAUUGGUCUUUCAGGGGUUUGGUUGAGUACUGCAAGCAGCCACAUUCAUAUCUAAAGGAGGUCUUGGCCGAGAUCUGCAACUUCAUUAAGAAAGGACCUUACACAGCAAAGUACCAGCUCAAACCAGAGUUCAUCAAGGAACGCAACGCAGCAGCAGCAGCAUCAGGGGCAGGGUCCUCCAGCUCAGCAAGCAAAGCUAUUGUCAACGCCGAACUUGAGACAACGUUCAACCCUGCAGCUGUUGGAGUUGCAUCGGGCGAGACUGCGACCCAGAUGGACUCAGAGGUACAAGAGGCAUUGGACGACGACGAUGAAGACUUUGAUGAGGAAGACGAUGAUAUGGUGGAAGUUCAAGUGAGUUGAACGCCGCUAGCCUGUCAGUUACUGCGUUGAUCAAUACUCUAUCCGAUUUUUCUUCUUUUCCAUGUCGCUCGGUCUCUCAGUCUUCUCUUCUCUCAAGCUGAAGUGCUUUUUGUAAUAAAAAGUUAUAAGUGCGAUGUAAUCGUUUACUGCACGUCAAAU